This is a messenger RNA of Salarias fasciatus (jewelled blenny), 2439 nucleotides long. It is a transcript of the gene grtp1a, whose product is annotated as growth hormone regulated TBC protein 1a. The coding region runs from base 505 to 1551 and encodes 348 amino acids. Gene Ontology annotation, biological process: regulation of GTPase activity. Lineage: Eukaryota; Metazoa; Chordata; Actinopteri; Blenniiformes; Blenniidae. Gene Ontology annotation, molecular function: small GTPase binding; GTPase activator activity. The transcript is spliced from 8 exons. The record is from RefSeq and is a predicted model, not a curated record.
UUCCAAUCUUCCACCGAGUCCUACAGACAAGUGCACUAGGAGCGCCCGAGCAGCCGCCUUAGCUCACCGGGGGGAACCGGGUAGAGUUAACCCCCGCUCGGAUAUCGAGUCGGAGUCCCGGUUCGGGUAGUCUCCGGGUAUCAGCAGCAGGUGCAUGUGGAUGGCGAUAACAAAAAAAAAAAAAAAAAAAGAAAAACGAAAAACUCCGGACAAACUUCGCUGUGUUCACUCGACUGAACCAUCAGCAAACAGAGGAGAGAUCGGAAAACCUCGGCUUUAAAUUAACUGUUUGGAGGAAAGAGGAAUGCUUUCCGCGACUCUCCCUUUCCGAGAAUUAGCAUGUUAAUCCCGGCCAACAGGCAGAGUCUGGUCCCAAGUCUCCUCCGCGCGAGCGGCCGAGCCAACCCGCCGCCGCGAGGGCAGUAGAACUUUUCUUUCUUUCUUUCUUUUUUUGGGAGGAAACGCUGAGGUGAGGUGGACAGAUAGAUUUCAGCAGAAGAGGCCAUGGAGAAGAAGAGCCAGAGCCUGUCGCCCAGAGACGGCCGAGCUAAAGAGAGAGUGGACAGGGUGGAUCCGUAUGGCUUCGAGCGCUCAGAGGAUUUUGACUACGACUCAUACGAGGAGCUCAUGUCUGAAUAUUUGGCCGUUCUCACCCGAAGAGCCAUCAAGUGGUCCAAACUGAUGAAGGGCAAAAGCAAAGUGCAGAAAAAUCUUAAAUUAAAGCGCUACGUCCGCAAAGGGAUUCCCAACGAGCACCGGGCUCUGAUCUGGAUGGCAGCCAGUGGCGCGCAGGACCAGCUAGAGAAGAACCCUGGAUACUACCGGUCCCUGUUAGGAGCCCAACACGACCCCAAACUGGUGGAGACCAUCUGCACAGACCUGAACAGAACAUUUCCAGACAAUAUCCAGUUCCGCAAGACGUCCAGCCCAUGUCUGCAGAAGGCUCUGCACAAUGUGCUCCUUGCUUACGGCCACCACAAUCCCUCUGUGGGCUACUGCCAGGGUAUGAACUUCAUCGCCGGGUAUCUACUAAUCAUCACAAAAGAUGAAGAGAAAUCCUUCUGGCUGAUGGACGCCCUCCUUGGUAGAAUUUUACCAGAUUACUACAGUCCAGCCAUGCUGGGGCUGAAGACGGACCAGGAGGUCUUGGGGGAGCUGGUGAAAGUUAAAAUCCCCGCAGUCUGGCAGGCCAUGGUGGAACACAACGUCACGUGGACCCUGGUGGCCUCCAGAUGGUUCAUCUGUCUCUACAUAGACGUCUUGCCAGUGGAGACGGUCCUUCGGAUUUGGGAUUGCCUUUUCUACGAGGGCUCCAAGAUCCUGUUCCGCGUCGCUCUCACACUGAUCCACCACAACCAGGCUCUGAUUCGACAGGCCCGAUCCCUGCCAGACGUCUGCCAAGCAUUCAAACAGAUCACUCACGGACCAUUUGUUGACGAGUGUCACACUUUCAUGCAGAAAAUCUUCACUGAACCAGGAAGUCUCUCCAGGGCGACCUUAACGAAGCAGCGGGCGACGUGUCGAUCUAGAAUCAUCGCGGAGGAAUCCUGACCUUCACUACCUGUUGACCUCACUCCGUACACAUUCCAGUGGGAGGAGCCGCCAGCGGCCGCGUGCACCUUUAAAUGACUGUGGCACCGCGACGACUGCACCUGUAAACUUUUCGUCUUUAACCUAGUAAGACUGUAAAUAUGUAACCAAAUACUUGGCAAUGCGCCAUACGAGCUUAUGAUUCCACUGGAAGGUAACAUUUCGUUUAGGUUGCGAGUUUGAAAUAAUGCACUUUAGUUCUGAGUUUCAUACAAAACGAGGCUUAGCAGCAUGAGUGGUCUCUUACAUUGUGUUGCAAAGCCAGGAAGAACCUGUCUCCUAAACAUUCUACUUUCCAUCAUGGACAAUAUGGCGUUUGAUUUGUUCUUUCCUGUAAAUGGAAAAUUGAAUGUUGGCCCAACAUGCUGCGGUUAUCAAAUGUGCAUUUUGCAGAUUUCAGGGUUUGGGGAAAAAAAAAAAAAAAAAGAAUCUGAAAAGACUUCAGGUGCACAACAAAAAGGGCUGCUCUUUUUCUACUGUUUCAUAUGUACAACACUCGGGUCUGUGGCAGCCGACAUCCUACGGAUAUCAGAUUGUUGCAGUGGAUAAAAAUAUCUUUGGCGAUGGUCCCAGCUUUCAGUACUGUAAUACGCUGUGAUGGACACUGGAGUGAAAUAAAUGAGGCUUGGUCUUUCCAAGCCAAAAUGAAAUACUCCACACACCGCUGGAAUUUCAAGAUCUUUAUUAACUUGCUGUAAGAUGCAUAAUAGAAAACGAGAUCAAUCCAUUUCCUAUAAAAAUAAAGGAUCAAAUCACUUUCAUUCAUAUUAACAGGUUUUGGGGGAACUUGUGGCGAAAAGCAAGAAUGGAAAUUCACUUGUCCAGCAAAAUAAACUCUGCACCACUACA